Molecule: messenger RNA, 1670 nt
Organism: Manis pentadactyla (Chinese pangolin)
Lineage: Eukaryota; Metazoa; Chordata; Mammalia; Pholidota; Manidae
Product: glutathione S-transferase omega-1-like
Exons: 7
Coding region: 1009-1593 (194 amino acids)
Biological process (GO): L-ascorbic acid metabolic process; glutathione metabolic process
Cellular component (GO): cytoplasm
Molecular function (GO): glutathione transferase activity; glutathione dehydrogenase (ascorbate) activity
Source: RefSeq, a predicted model, not a curated record
CUGGAGCCCCUGCUUUCCUAACCGCUAAGUUAAGAGUCUUGUUUGAGCUGACUCCCUGGCCAGACCUUUUUCAGACCUACAGGACUAAAUUCACUCAGCCCAUCUGCCUGGCAGUCUGUAUCCCUACUAAAGUUUAAAAAGUCAGUGUUUAAUAGAUUUGGAAAGCAACACCAUCUGAGGAUAGUUGCAGAUUUGUGCUGUUUCCUUUAGGUUAAAAUGAAAGGGUAUGUCCUAUGAGUGAUAGUAGGAACAGUGGCCCUCCAAGUAGUUGUACUGAGCCAGUACUGACAGAAAAAGGAAAAGGCUGUCAAGGUGACUUGGCGAGAGUGGACAGGACCUUAGAGAGCCCUUCCUGCAACCUUGAAUUAGAGCUGGGCCCUAAGCACAGGUCCUGAAGUCGGGAAGGCUUGGGCGCGCAGCGGGAGCUGCGACCAGGUUCGUGCCGCGUUGAACGCAGCCAGGGUGCGCCUCCGGGUUCCCGCGGCGGGGUGUGGGAGGUCAGGAUCAGGUUCAGACGUGGUCCUGCAUGUUGGGUUAACGGAGACUACCAUCGUUCGGGGCGGGGAAUGGCUCUGAGAGUUUUGAGCUUCUUUUAUGCAUCUCGACAUGGGCGUGUCUCUCAGUCAGCACGAUACCCUUCGGCACAACUGCCAGCUGCGGUGUUUAAAAUGUCAUCCGCACAAAACCCGGGAGGCCGGCCCUGGGUCGGAGCGCAUGGGCUGGGCGUCCAGCCGCGAUUUCCCUCGGGAUUCCACCAGGGCUGCAGCAGAAGGUGGAGAUGAGCCUGGGCGCGGCCGCCGGUUGCCCACCGGCUCGCUGCGCGCGCGGUCGCUUUAAGCGCCCCAGGUGCCGGGGGCCGGGAGCACGUGGCCUGGGCGGGGCCGGCGGGGCCUCCGGCUCGCUCUCGGGAGAAAGGGAGGGAGGGACGGAAGCAGAGGGAGGGAAGGGCGACCUACUUCCUGAAUAGCCUGCAAAGCCCGGGGCGAGCUUGGCUAGCACUGCGCGGAAAUGUCCAGAGGAUCAGCCUGGAGCCUGGCGAAGGGAAGCGCGCCCCCGGGGCCGGUCCCCGAGGGACUGAUCCGUCUCUGCGGCAUGAGGUUUUGCCCGUUCGCCGAGAGGACACUCCUGGUCCUGAAGGCCAAGGGGACCAGGCAUGAAGUCAUCAACAUCAACCUGAAAGAUAAGCCUGAAUGGUUCUUUAAGAAGAAUCCCUCUGGUUUGGUACCAGUUCUGGAAAAUAGUCAGGGGCAUCUGAUCUACGAAUCUACCAUCACUUAUACCGUCUUUGGUAAACUGCUCUGGCCUGAAAGAAGAGUUCAACAAGCUAGAGGAGGUUCUGACCAAAAGAAGACAACUUUCUUUGGUGGCAGUUCUCUUUCUAUGACUGAUUAUCUCAUCUGGCCCUGGUUUGAAUGGUUGGAAGCUCUGGAGUUAAACAAGUGUGUAGACCACACUCCAAAACUUAAGCUCUGGAUGGCAGCCAUGAAGGAAGAUCCCACAGUAUCGGCCCUCCUCACUGAUGGAAAGGCCUUGCAAGGUUUCUUAGAUCUCUACUUGCAGAACAGCCCCCAGGCCUGUGACUGUGGGCUCUGAUGGGGGCAGGAGUCAGCAAUGAAGAUUAUGUCCAAUUUUUCCUUCACUAAUACAAGUAAUAACAUGCUUUAAUUUUA